Molecule: messenger RNA, 1196 nt
Organism: Sipha flava (yellow sugarcane aphid)
Lineage: Eukaryota; Metazoa; Arthropoda; Insecta; Hemiptera; Aphididae
Product: low choriolytic enzyme-like
Exons: 5
Coding region: 45-1010 (321 amino acids)
Biological process (GO): proteolysis
Molecular function (GO): zinc ion binding; metalloendopeptidase activity
Source: RefSeq, a predicted model, not a curated record
CGUGUGAUACGGAAUUCGAUGGCAGGUCAUACCUAUGCAACGAAAUGGUACCCUAUAUACGAGCACAUGAUCGCUACUUUCGAGCUCACACAGUCGACAGUAUGUAUGCGCUUCAAUUGUACGUAGCCGCAAGGCUUUUGGGAUUUUGUACGGCCGGUAUAGAUGGGAGUCUCCUCAACGCGCUGUACGAGAGAUUCAAAGGAGAAUCGAAGCUACCCUCUCAUUUCACUCCGGAUAUGUAUCCGGAAUUGAGUUCGCGGCUAUAUCAAGGAGAUAUUAUGCUUCCCAUUUCCAGAAAUGCUAUACUGUCAGACUAUUAUAAAUGGCCGAAAGCAACUGUUCCGUAUAUAAUUCAUUAUAACUUUACGAUGGACGAACGGUCACGGAUCCGGAUGGCUAUGGACGCGAUUGAGUCCAAGACUUGUUUGAGGUUCGUCGACAAGAACGACGGCUCGUCCGCCAGGGCCCUGCAGGAUCUCGGACACGCCGAGCACCUGUAUAUAGUGCGCGAGCACAACAAGGGAUGCUAUGCCAUGAUAGGUUACCACCGGGACAUGGGGUCGCCGCACAUGAUGAAUCUGGAAGCGCCCUCGUGCAUCGCCUACCAGGGCACUGUGCAGCACGAGUUGCUUCACGUUGUGGGGCUGCUGCACGAACAGGCGCGAAACGACCGCGACAAAGCGGUGACGAUCUAUUGGGAGAACAUCGACAAGGCGUACUGGCCAGAUUUUAACAAGGUGCCCGACAACGUUACAUCUUCGUUCGGACUGCCUUACGACUACACCAGUGUGAUGCAUUACCCGCGUUUCGCGUUUUCGAAAAAUGGCAAAGAAACCAUCGUGGCAAAGUAUGACUCAAGUAUGGCAUUGGGACAAAGAAAUGGAGCUACGGUUAAUGACUUGCGAAAAGUUAACGCUAUGUACAAUUGUAACGGAGCCAGUACAACACCGAACAUCAAUACUAAUGUUAAUUCAGGUGAAUACCAAGGUAAUUCAUUUAAUAUAUUUUAGUUUAGAAACAAAUGACAUACAUAUUAUACUUACAUUUAUUCGAGCGAUUAAGUUAGAUGAUAAGUUUUUAAUAUUGUGCUUAUAUAACGAUUAUAAUUUAAAUAUUCGUACAUAAUCUUUGUGUAUAAGGAACAUAGAUAACCUAUUGAUUAUGACUAAAUAAUUUAUUUUUAAAAAGUGAUCCUU